UCGUAUUUGUAUUUUGUAUUAAUACUUAUGUAUGACAUUGACUUAUCAGUGAGUUUCGACUAAAGUCCAGAGUUGUUUUCUAUUAUAAAACUUUGUUAUAGAGUUGAGAUUUCUCUGUUCAAUUUGAAUUAGGUAUUUGCAAUAUAUAAAAUAUUAUUAAACAUUGAAGCCUGAAGGGUGACGUGGAGGUAUCUCGAUUUGGUACGGUAAGUACGAAUUAAUGUUGUCUGCAGCUGUAAUACAACAAAACAUUACACUAAUGAUUAAUUUGUAUAAAUUACUAGAAUCAUGAGCUAUUAAUUACUUGGUUAUUUUGAAGACUUAAUAUGGAGGCACCAGAAUGUCCAGUUUGCAUUCAACCCAUGACGGUACCAAUAUUUCAGUGCCAAUCAGGGCACAGUUUAUGCAAUUCUUGCACUGUUAAAUUGAGUCCACCCAUUUGCCCCAUAUGUCGGCAGACAAUGACUCAAAUGAGGAACUGGCAGCUUGAAGAUUUGGUGGGCAAGGCUAUUGUUGCAUGUCCUAAUAAAAAUAAGGGAUGUGUUUAUAAAUAUGUGUCUAAAGAAAUGGAAGAUCAUGUUAAGGAAUGCAUAUUUAGGGAAAUGGACUGUCCUAUGGGCAAAGUAUUUGGUACAUGUUCUUGGUCAGGAAAGCUUAAGGAAAUGCUAAAUCAUUUUAAGGAUCGCCAUCCUGGUAACUGUGCCAAUAUCACCUCAGAUGUCACAAUUGAUAAUAUCUCUGUGACUAAUGAUUGUCGUCACUUUUAUCUCCUGCAGUUUAACAAGCAAAUCUUCUAUCUUUCUUUCAAGAUAGAUACUGUCCAAAAGCUUGGAUAUUGGUUAGUCCAAUAUGUGGGCACUAAGAAGGCUGCUCGACAAAAUGUUUAUGAGAUUCAAAUGAACAGUAAACAACACCAAAAGCGACAAGUCACAUAUAUAGAUUACUGUUUUAGUGAUUCUAUGGAGGCCAAUGAAGUAUUCCGCCAAGCACAAUGUGCUGUAAUGCCAUUAAUUAUGAUGGGUCACUUCAUAGAUAACUCAAAGAUCACUUUUCGUUGUUUAAUUAAGCGUGCAUUUGAAGGGAAACCUGCCUUCAAAAAUAAUGAUCAGUCUAAGGAUUCAACAAGUGGCCAGAAAAAAGGACCACCCCCACCCAAUAGACAUAAGAGUCCUGGGCCCCAUGUUUCAAGGGCAAAAGGUUCUGGUACCAACAACACCCAAUCUGUGGGACCAAAACCUGGACCUUUUAAAAAACAGCAAGCACACUUUAAUAAGAAAUAAUUUGUCAUGUAUAUACAUAUAAUUAUUUGAAUAUAUAAUUCAGGUAUUUGAGAUAUUUUUUGUAAACGUUUAAUGUACGUAUUUUUAAGUUUAAGUUUAACUGCACUCUUUACAUAAUAUUUGUAAUAACAAUUAUUUAACGUGAAAGUAGUAAUUGGCUAUCUAUGGUAACUUUGUAUUUUUAGAAUUAAUAAAUGAUGACAAUU
Pieris napi is the source of this 1486-nucleotide messenger RNA. Its product is annotated as E3 ubiquitin-protein ligase SIAH1-like. Gene Ontology annotation, cellular component: cytoplasm. The record is from RefSeq and is a predicted model, not a curated record. Gene Ontology annotation, biological process: multicellular organism development; proteasome-mediated ubiquitin-dependent protein catabolic process. The transcript has 4 exons. NCBI's taxonomy places the organism in Eukaryota, Metazoa, Arthropoda, Insecta, Lepidoptera, Pieridae. Gene Ontology annotation, molecular function: zinc ion binding; ubiquitin conjugating enzyme binding; ubiquitin protein ligase activity. The coding region runs from base 327 to 1280 and encodes 317 amino acids.